AUGUCGGGAACGAAGGUCUGUAUUGCGUGUGUUGAGGAAAACAAACUGUGUGAAUGUCACCACGAAAACCCGGUUAAAGAGUUGGGUUUGAGUCAUGAGGCGUCUGAGAAUAGUUCUGUUCUUCAUUCGGUUAUCAACAUGGUUGGUAUGCUCAUUGGACUAGGCCAACUAUCAAUGCCAUACGCCGUGGAAAGUGGCGGUUGGAUCUCAAUCUUCCUCCUAAUAUCCCUCGGAGUUCUCACCACUUACACCUCCCACAUCCUCGGAAACUGUCUCCGCCGCAACCCCAAGUCCAAAUCCUACUCCGACAUCGGCUACUCCGCCUUCGGCCGCCACGGCCACCUCCUCGCCUCACUCUUCAUCUACCUCGAAAUCUUCAUGGCUUUAGUCUCUUACACCAUCUCCCUCCACGACAACAUCGCUGCAGCUUUUCCCGCCACAUUCACCAACCUCCACAACGGUUCUUUCCCCGCGGCGAAGCUGACGGCGGUGGCCGUGGCGAUCGCUUUGCCGAGUCUGUGGAUAAGGAAUUUGUCCUCGAUCUCGUUUCUUUCUUCCGGUGGGAUUCUUAUGUCAGCGGUUAUAUUUAUGUCGGUGGUUUACACGGCCGUGUUUGGAGGCGUUCUUGACGAUGGGAGGAUUCCGGUGCUCCGGUUAAGGAAUAUUCCGACGGUUUCGGGAGUUUAUUUGUUCGGGUUCGGUGGACACAUCGUAUUUCCUAAUCUGUAUACUUCCAUGAAAGAUCCCUCCAAAUUUACAAAGGUAUCGAUCGUAAGCUUUGCUACGGUGACGGCUCUGUACACGGCAUUAGCAAUCACAGGAGCGAAGAUGUUCGGACCAAACAUAAAUCCCCAAGUUACCCUCAGUCUUCCAAAACACCUACUUGUAACCAAGAUCGCUCUUUGGGCCACUGUACUUACCCCAAUGACCAAAUACGCUCUAGAGUUCGCUCCUUUAGCCAUCCAGCUUGAACGCAGCCUUCCUUUGACCAUGUCCGAUCGCACCAAGCUCGUGACUCGUGGUCUUGUGGGAUCCACUCUGCUACUAGUAAUUCUCGCGUUGGCUUUAACCGUGCCUUAUUUCGGUUAUGUUUUGAGCCUCACGGGCUCCUUGGUUAGCGUCACCAUCGCCGUUAUAUUACCAUGUGCUUUCUACGUGAAGAUAUGCAGGGACGGGAUGUCGAAGUUCACAAGAGCCGCGAAUGUUGUGUUUGUUGUUUUUGGUUGCGUUCUUGGAGUUUUGGGAUCGUUUGAUUCGUCCAAGUUGCUUGUGAAUAAGCUCGUUCGCGUUCAUGGAAAUUGA
Molecule: messenger RNA, 1302 nt
Organism: Brassica oleracea var. oleracea
Lineage: Eukaryota; Viridiplantae; Streptophyta; Magnoliopsida; Brassicales; Brassicaceae
Product: vacuolar amino acid transporter 1
Exons: 3
Coding region: 1-1302 (433 amino acids)
Biological process (GO): amino acid transmembrane transport
Cellular component (GO): vacuolar membrane
Molecular function (GO): amino acid transmembrane transporter activity
Source: RefSeq, a predicted model, not a curated record